This is a messenger RNA of Exophiala bonariae, 858 nucleotides long. RefSeq lists its product as uncharacterized. Gene Ontology annotation, cellular component: mitochondrion. Gene Ontology annotation, biological process: [2Fe-2S] cluster assembly; protein complex oligomerization. NCBI's taxonomy places the organism in Eukaryota, Fungi, Ascomycota, Eurotiomycetes, Chaetothyriales, Herpotrichiellaceae. The record is from RefSeq and is a predicted model, not a curated record. Bases 1 to 858 code for a protein of 285 amino acids. The transcript has a single exon. Gene Ontology annotation, molecular function: ATPase activator activity; protein-folding chaperone binding.
AUGGCAGUAAAUGCGCCUACAAGACAGGCACUUCGACACCUGCGCCGCCUGUGUCAAUCAAGCGACCACAUCGCCGCAACCAGUUCAUCCAACAUUGGGUCAACAAUCCGCACCAAAAGUCAACUCCGUGGCUUCAUCGCUACAACUUCGCACGUCGACAAUCCCAGACGCCGACCAUGUCAAAAUACCAAUCGGACAUAUAGCACGAGCCACAGAACCUUUCAGCCUCAGCCUUCGUCUUCAACAACCACCACCUCCACCACCGACCAGGCGCCCGACCCACCAUCUCAAUCUCUCCCGGACAUCACCAACUUCUACACUCUAUUCCCCAAGACUCUGCCCUCCGGCCCACCCCCAUCGGGCUCUUUUGCGAUCCCACUUCCCGCCCUGAAGCGGGAGUUCCUCCAGCUACAAUCCCUACACCACCCGGACAAAUACACUGCGUCGCCUGGCGGGCACUCUAAAUCCCUCGCGCUGUCGUCCCUACUCAAUAGCGCGUACAAGACCCUCAGCGACCCUCUGCUCCGCGCUCGCUAUCUCCUGGAACAUACCUACAACAUCGACAUCACCAGUGAAGACAACUCGAUACACAGAGGCGUCACUGAUCAAGCCACGCUGAUGGAGGUCAUGGAGGCCCAGGAACAGAUCGAAGAGGCACAGACUCAAGAACAGAUUGACGCUUUGAAACAUGAGAACCGUACAAGAAUACAGGAUGCCGAAGGUAAUCUGGGCCGCGCCUUUGAGACAGAAGAUAUUCACACCGCGAAGACCGAAUGCGUCAGACUGAAUUAUUGGCGAACGCUACAGCAAGGCCUGGACGAUUGGGAGCCAGGUAAAGAAGUCAGACUAAUUCAUUGA